This is a messenger RNA of Acanthosepion pharaonis, 618 nucleotides long. The record is from the annotation of a GenBank genome assembly. NCBI's taxonomy places the organism in Eukaryota, Metazoa, Mollusca, Cephalopoda, Sepiida, Sepiidae.
AUGUCUUUUUAUUCUUCCUCUUGCUAUUCAUAUAUUCCUUUCUCUCCUCUUCUUUUUCUAAUGGCUUAUAUUAUUAUUAUUAUUAUUAUUAUUAUUCAUUUUCUCUUGUUUCCUUUUUCUUCCUUUUUCUUCUUUCCUUUUUCUUUCUUCUCGCUUCCUCUUUACCGCUUUUCUAAAAUGUAUUCUUUAUUCUUCCUUCAAUUCUCAUUUAUCUUCAUUCUUUUUUACGUUUGCCUUCCCUUUUUCUUUAAUCUUAAUACAUCUUGCUUAUUCACUAUAUUUUUCUCUUUUCUUCUCUUUCUUACGACCACCUUCACUUUUUGCUUCUUUUAUAUUAAUUUUUCUUCAUCAUUCGGUUCUUUUUCAGUAGCACACUUAUUUUUUUGUGUCUAUACUUAUUUUCAUUAUCUGUUUUUCUUCAUCUUCAAAAUUAUCAAAAUUCUCAUCUUUUUCUUUUUCCUCCUCUUUUUGUCUUCUUUCUUUCUGUUUCUUUUCUUCAUCUUUUUUCUUUUCCUCAUAUCCGUUUUUGUCACUCUUACCCCGCUCCCUCUGUUUCUUAGCUGUUCUUCAUAUUUCAUCAUUUUUUUGUGUUUGUUUUUGGUUUUUAUCACCGUCUGA